Molecule: messenger RNA, 750 nt
Organism: Sphenostylis stenocarpa
Lineage: Eukaryota; Viridiplantae; Streptophyta; Magnoliopsida; Fabales; Fabaceae
Source: the annotation of a GenBank genome assembly
AUGCUACUGCAACCAAGUAACUCUAUGGAAGGUUAUUGCCAAAAUCUGAAGUUGAAUAUUGAUGACACUGAGCCUAAGAGCUACUACUUUUGUGAGAGCUGGUUGAAAUGUAUCAUGAACCCGCCCCUUGUCAGCACUUUCAGGAAUCAAAGACGUGGUUGUGGAAAAUUAUUGAACAGGAUGAUGAGAUCUUUAGAUUUACCAAAUUUAGAAAUUGGCUUUGUGAAUGAAUAUGCUUCUUUUUUAGUUUCUGAUGAUCUUUAUAUAAUGCCUAAUGUUUUUAGAGCGGGUGCAAAUCUGUUUCUUAAGGUUGGAAUUGAAGACAUGGAGAAGGUUGAGGAACUAACUGUGGAUAUCACCAAGGAGGUAGUGGACUUGCUCAAGUUUUCAUUAAUCUCAAGGACCCCUAUAACAGAUUUAAUCUUAAGCAAGAAAAAUUAUCUUGGUAAUUUUAUCCCUAUAAAUCAAAAUCAGUUUGAGAUUGAAAAACUACCAUCUGGUAAGGGUAGGCAAAUGGUUGCGAAAAUACAAAUAAGAAUAUCAAAUGGGAAGAUUCUGUUUGCUUUGGCAGAAGAAGAACUUAAAGUACCACUCUCUGACUUGGAGGAAAGGGUCAUCACAAUUGGUGUGAAGGAGGGUCUUGUGAUAUUGAAAGCUUCAUUGACUUCAAUAUUUGCUUUGUCAGAGGGUCUGAAACACUUCAUAAGACCGAUUCAAGAGGAAUGGUUCAAUCCCCUCCAUCCUGUUUGA